Messenger RNA from Chelonus insularis, 673 nucleotides. RefSeq names its product endocuticle structural glycoprotein ABD-4-like. The record is from RefSeq and is a predicted model, not a curated record. Gene Ontology annotation, cellular component: chitin-based extracellular matrix. Gene Ontology annotation, molecular function: structural constituent of chitin-based larval cuticle. The transcript is spliced from 2 exons. NCBI's taxonomy places the organism in Eukaryota, Metazoa, Arthropoda, Insecta, Hymenoptera, Braconidae. The coding region runs from base 80 to 490 and encodes 136 amino acids.
UCGAAGACAUUUGGUAGGUACCAAGUCAGUGCAGUGUGAGAUAUUGAUCGUGUAUCAUCACCACCAAAUUCUAACAAUCAUGUAUAAAUCGAUAAUCAUUUUGGGUUUAGUGUCCGCUAUUUUCGCGGCACCAGCCCAAGAAGAAACUACACCAAUUCCUAUUUUGAAAAUGAACCAUGAUGGACCUAACCCUGAUGGAUCAUACAACUGGGCUUAUGAGACAGGAAAUGGAAUCCAAGCGCAAGAACAAGGUGCAUUCGAGCCAUCCCAAAACGAGAACGAAGGUACCAUGAGAGUUCAAGGAUCUUAUCGUUAUACCGAUGCUGACGGAACUGUAUAUGAAGUUAUAUACACUGCCGAUGAAAAUGGUUUCCAACCCCAAGGAGCCCAUCUUCCAACUCCACCACCUAUUCCUGAAGAUAUUGCCAAAGCUCUUGAAUACAUUGCAGCUCAUCCUGAAGAAAACAACAUUGACGCACCCAAACAAUAAAUCAGUUUAUUGUAUUUCAACCAUUUGAAGAAAUUAUUUUUAUAUAAUUACAUUUUUUUUUCUUUCUAAUUAAUUUUAUUGGAAAUUAUCAAUCACUGUUGAGUAAUUUGCAUUUAAUAAUUUUACUUAAAAAAUGUACAAAAUAUGUCAAUAUGAGUAAACAAUCAAAACUGUUGUCAUUUU